UCAAAAGUUGUCAUUUAAUAUUGUAUUAUUUAUGUUGUGAUACGCUUUCAUUAUAUAGGCGAUAGUCAAUGGCUUAAAUGGUUCAUUCGAACAAAGUUGGAUUUUCAAUUUAAAGAAAUUGUCUAUGAAACGGUGAAAUUGUGAAAACAUGCAGAACGUUCAGGACUGGCGCGAACGUGGCACUGAGGAUGCCAAUACCAUUUCAAUGCGCAUUUGCCAGGAGGGACAUGCAAAUGCAUUGGCGUUAAAUAGAGAAUGUAACCAAAUAGCCGUCGCUGGCCGAAGUCUUUUAAAGGUGUAUGCGAUUUAUAGUGAUGGGUUUACAGAAGUCUGCAAUAUGCGCGGUGGUAAAAAUCAAAAUCUUAGUUACUCAUCUAACGAUGUAGCUUGGAGCUCUUUGGAUAGUAAUAUAUUGGCUACAGCUGCCACAAAUGGUGUAGUAUCGGUAUGGGAUCUUAGCCGCUUCGGGCAAAAGAAACAAUUACAUGUUUAUAAUGAGCACGAACGUACUGCUCAUACAGUUGGCUUUGACAUUCACGAUCCGCACAUACUCGUAUCUGGUUCACAAGACGGUACCAUUAAGCAAUUCGACAUACGCAAUGAAAAGUCGUCAUAUACUUAUUAUAGUAAUUCAGAAUCUGUCCGUGAUGUAAAAUUUAGUCCACAUAUGCAAUAUGUGAUAUCAGCAGUAUCAGAAAAUGGCACCGUUCAACUGUGGGACUUGCGAAAAGGGGACAAAAGUAUUCUACAAUUCACAGCCCAUAGUGGACCUGUUUAUACUUGUGAUUGGCAUCCUACCAAAAACUGGCUGGCCACCGGCAGUCGUGAUAAACAAAUAAAAAUUUGGAAUAUGGAUGGGAAAGCAUCGUUGGAGCAUACAAUUCAUACCAUUGCAGUCGUAGGCAGGGUAAAGUGGCGUCCUGAUCGAACUUAUCACAUUGCAAGUUGUGCAUUAGUAGUCGAUUAUAGCAUUCAUGUUUGGGAUAUUCGACGGCCAUACAUACCUUUUGCUUCCUUCAAUGAUCAUACCAAUGUUACUACAGGCAUCGCUUGGAAGGGAGAUAAUUCUCAGCUCUUACUUUCGACCAGCAAAGACUCUACUAUUUAUAGACAUGCAUUUAAAGACGCCUCCCGUCCGGCUUUGAAGGCAAAUGCACAAGGUGCUAGUUUGGGUCAUCGUGGAGAUAUUUCUUUCGCCCGAAAAAUUAAGUUAACCCCUACUGAGACUAUUACACAUGGGUCUAAAAUUAAUUCAUUUGUCAAUCGGAGACGGCCCACAAAUACUGAUGAGCAAUUCCAUUUAGCUCAAUCAGAUGUUUGCCAGUUUAUUCUUAAGCCAUCGUACACUGGAUAUUCAGUUGAGGAGGAAACUACACAUUUAAAGGAACAUGAAUGCUUCAUAGGUUGUGCUAAAGAGCUGAUUUUGUGUGGUAGAAAAUUGGCAGAUAUGUGUGAACAAAACGCGAUUGUUACAAAAAAAUACGGAAAGCACAAUGCAACCACAUUGUGGACCUUUAUUAAGGUUUUAUAUAGUUCCACUGAAUUUAGUAAACAGAAAUACGAUAUACAUCGCAACUCUUUUUCUAAUCAAAAAAGUGUGCAAUCGUUACGUCGCCCCGCACAAAUAGCAAACGUUCACGAAGUGCUUCAGUGGGAUAGUAACCAAAAUAAUGACGUUGCCAGCAAUGACGACAGUGUAGAUAAUGGUAUGCAUCUGGAUAUCGAUUCGUCUAACGGUAUAGUGGGCGUAGGUUUGGGGAGCAUUAAACAAAAUUAUCCCCCCUUCGGUUCUGUAAUUCUCUCCGAAACACAAAUACUUAAUGAUAUAACAUUUGACAAUUUUGAUCUACUACGUGAAGGCUUCAUAUAUGUCGGACCGCCAGACUUCUCAAAAAUGCAUUCUCACCAAGAAACCGCAUUGCACCAUGACGUACAAGCGGCACGCCCACAAUUAGAUUUAAAACCCGAAUCUAAGGAUACCCCACCGUCAUCCAAUAUGCCAAGCAUUCUCAAAGUAAAUACAACGCCCGCUAUACCUAUUUGGGAGCCGCAUCAAUUUGUUGCGGAAUCGAUCAUGUUGCAAGGAGAUGUUGGCGAUGUGCAAACAAGUAUUUCAAUACUUAUCGCUAUGGGAGAGGCACGAAAACUCCUCCAAAUCGAUGAUGCUCUCGUUGAAACAUGGUUUCAAACAUAUAUCGAUCAACUUCAUCGCUAUCAACUCUGGAACGAAGCAUGUAAGGUAAUGAAUCUUUCAUGGCUUCGUUCAGUUCGCGAACUAAACCAACAAUCCACCUCAGUGCACACAAAUUGUGGUGAAUGUGGACGACCUUUGGGUAGCAGUGUGGGAUGGUACUGUCAGAAAUGCAAAUCAAUGCAGUCAUCAAAGUGCUCUGUUUGUGGUCUCAUCGUGCGGGGUCUUUAUGCGUGGUGCCAAGGAUGCUCCCAUGGUGGUCAUUUAGAACACAUUAUGGAUUACUUUGGCAAUCACUUUAAAUGUCCGAAAUGUGGUCACUUAUGUGAAUACAAUUAGUGCUUUCGAAUGAGAAUAACUGUUUUACUUACAAUCCCGUAAAAAUAAAAAUAAAUCGACAAAUACCGAA
Messenger RNA from Bactrocera dorsalis (oriental fruit fly), 2600 nucleotides. RefSeq names its product GATOR complex protein WDR24 (gene Wdr24). Lineage: Eukaryota; Metazoa; Arthropoda; Insecta; Diptera; Tephritidae. Gene Ontology annotation, biological process: positive regulation of TOR signaling. The coding region runs from base 149 to 2530 and encodes 793 amino acids. The record is from RefSeq and is a predicted model, not a curated record. The transcript has 10 exons. Gene Ontology annotation, molecular function: protein binding.